ACUUCCACUUACCACAUGUUGGGGUAACGCCAGUGGGUAGGGUGGUACUUAGCGCCCUUGGUAGGGAGAACGUCAAUGGCAGCGUUGGAGACGGUGACGGGAGUGGAGUUCAUAUUGAGAAUUGAUGAAGUAGUAGAUGUUGUUGUAAAGAUGGAUUGAUGCCUCUUUGGAUGCUGAAACUGGAGGUUUAUGGCCAGCUAUUUAUGUAACUUCAUGCUCCAAUUUCCUAAGUCGUGUUCUACAAAGACAGAGUUUGUUCACAUUUCUCUUUCACUAAUAGUCCUAUUGUAUCUUCUAUUGUAUCACAAACACUCAAUGCGAAGGCUGCGCCGGUCACCAUCAUGUUUCACACCCCACACGCUGUGUCUCUUUGUUCUUUGUUCUUUGUUUCUCCUUGCUUGCUACCAACGGGAGAAAGAAAAGAGACCCUGAGAGGAGAAUGAGUAAAAAGGGAGGUGAAGGUGACUGUGUGUGUAUCGUGAGACUAAAAGCGCCAAUAACGUAAAUUUCAGAGAAUAAUGCUGCGUCACCUUCCUCGUUAAAAGUUUUGAUGUGCAGGGUACUACAUGCUAUUCCGUAACUGUUUAAGAGAAUAAUGUAUAAGCUCUUCCUAAUAAUGAGUUGCAUAGAUUUUGUGUCGUAUACUAGGUAUUCGAUAUUGCUUAUCGUAGCGGAAGCACUGGAAUUUUCAUAUACCUAACCUACGCGCUGUAGUCAAUACAGCAGCAAUUGAACCCCUCCUUACAGCUCCUUUCAGCUGUCCACUUUCUUAAUUACAAACAUUUACUGUAGACAUUGUAGACAUUGUAACAAACAAUUGUUUUGACUCACUCAAGAACCGCCAGCAACGUAGCCAUUCAGUCCGUUCCAUCUCGUAUCAUCUCAUCCUCUAUUAGAAGCACCCACAUCCCCUGGGUGCUUUCCUUGCUCUCUUUGUUUGUUGUACAAUUGGUAUUAUUGUUUUCCUUUUCCUCAAAGAACAUAGACUGCUGCUUGUUCGUUGUAAGCAGCACACUUCUAUAUAAACCUUUGUUCAUAACUACACCUAACUACAUAGUUUUCCCCAGUCUUUCAACUGUGUUGUCCCUCUAACUAAUAGACUCUGUCGAAUACUCUGUGGUAGUCACUUCAUAAUUUCCAACACAUAGUCACUAAAAAUGUCUGUUUCCAUGUGAUACGUACUAACAGACUGAAAUCCGGGCAAUUUCAGUCCUGUAGCUCAGUUGUUGCUCUCGUCCUCACAUACUCUCUACCAUUACAACUAGACAUGUAUCCUACGGGUAUAAGACCUGUACUGUCCUCUCUCGGCCAGCGACUCUCACAGUCGUUUACAAAGACCACCGUUUCUCCUUACACAGGCCGGUUUGUCCGAUACUUCUCCAGGUCUUAUCGUUCCAGUCCUAUUCGAGGACUGUCAUCUACCCUGAGAGUUCCAUACCGUAGUUUUCUCUCCACGAACUUAACCUCUCCCUACACCCAGAAACGCACCACCAUGUCUGCCCAAAAAACGAGUGUUAAUGUUGCUGUUAUCGGUACUGGUAACAUCGGAGGCGAGCUCUUGAACCAAAUCCAAGGCUUCAACAUCUCUGCCAAGGCUGCCAAUACUCCUCAAUUCAAUGUCGUGGCUAUUUCCUCCAUUGAGGGCCACUUCAUCUCCAAGGACUAUUCUCCCAUUGACUUGGGCAACUGGAAGGCUGUCAGCCAAACUGGCAACGGCCCUGCCUCCUUCGAGGUCCUUGCUGACUUUUUGGGCAAGAGCACCCUUCCUGCUAUUGUCGUCGACAACACUGCCUCUGAGGCUGUUGCCUACUCUUACCCCUUGUUCUUGAGCAAGGGUAUCAACAUUGCUACACCCAACAAGAAGGCUUUCUCUGCCCCCUUGGCCAAGUACAAGGAAAUUAUUGAUGCCUCUCGUAAGAGUGGUGCUCUUUUGAUGCACGAAUCCUCUGUCGGCGCUGGUUUGCCCAUUAUCUCCACCCUCAAGGAGCUCAUUCUUACUGGUGAUGAAAUCCUCAAGGUUGAGGGUAUUUUCUCUGGCACUAUGUCCUACAUUUUCAACAACUGGUCUCCCAACGGCAAGAAGGGUACCGCUGCCUUCUCCGAGGUCGUCAAGGUCGCCAAGGACAACGGUUUUACCGAGCCUGACCCUCGUGAUGACUUGAAUGGUAUGGAUGUCGCCCGUAAGGUCACGAUUCUUUCUCGUAUCGCCGGUCUCGAUAUCGAGUCCCCCGAGGCUUUCCCCGUUCACUCUCUCAUUCCCGAGCCUUUGGUCACUGCUGCCUCCGCUGAUGACUUCAUGGCCGGUCUUCCCGCCUUUGAUGCCAGCAUCGCCGCUGUCCGUGAGGCUGCUGAGAAGGAAGGAAAGGUUGUUCGUUUCGUCGGUGAGUCUGACCUUGUGAGCAAGAAGACCAGUGUUUCUCUCAAGUCCUACGAAACUACCCAUCCUUUCGCCAACUUGCAACACGCUGAUAACAUUAUCUCUUUCACGACCAAGCGUUACAGCACCACCCCUCUUGUCGUGAUUGGUGCUGGUGCCGGUGCUGCUGUUACUGCUGCUGGUGUCCUUGGUGACAUGAUCAAGAUCCUCUCUCAAGUUCGUGCCGCCGAUGCUCCCUCCAAAAACUAA
Messenger RNA from Schizosaccharomyces japonicus yFS275, 2626 nucleotides. Its product is annotated as homoserine dehydrogenase. Gene Ontology annotation, biological process: L-threonine biosynthetic process; L-homoserine biosynthetic process; L-methionine biosynthetic process. Gene Ontology annotation, molecular function: NADP binding; oxidoreductase activity; NAD+ binding. The record is from RefSeq and is a predicted model, not a curated record. Lineage: Eukaryota; Fungi; Ascomycota; Schizosaccharomycetes; Schizosaccharomycetales; Schizosaccharomycetaceae. The transcript has 2 exons. The coding region runs from base 1268 to 2626 and encodes 452 amino acids.